AUGAGCGACAAGGCCCUGCUGCUGAGCGUCGAGGACCUCAUCUCCUUAGCCAUGGGUCCAAUAGAGAGAAAUACAGUGAACUUCAAGAUGAUCCAGACUGUUCUGCACAUCUUGGCUCGUCAGAUGCGCAUGCUGGAGCAAAAAGUUGUGCUGGUGGUCGGCAGCAUGCCCGGGGAGCGGCCGCAGCCGCCGCCGCCGACCCGCCAACGCAGACGAAGCGAGAGACGGAGCAGAGACGGUGAACAGCAAAGGUGGAAGGAGGACCUGGAGAACUAUCCCUAUGGAACUCAUACCAUAGAGGCAGUACUCCCGUCCUUCAUGGAGUGGAUAGAGAGGUCUCAUGGGACCGUUACAUUUAGGUUGGCACAGGUGAUGACCGGACACGGAUGCUUCGGUCAUUACCUGUGCAAAAUAAAGAGGGAGGCCAACCCGGCUUGCCAUGAGUGUGGCGCGCCGGAUGACACGGCCCAACACACGCUUGAAGAAUGCAGUCGUUGGGCCGUAGAGCGUCGCACCAUGUCUGCGGCUCUUGGAGUGGGAAACCUUUCGCUGCGCAACGUCGUAGCAGCUAUGUUGGGCAGCGAAAGGAAAUGUAAGGCAGUUGCCUCCUUCUGUGAGAUAGUCAUUUCACAGAAGGAGGCCGCGGAAAGGGAGCGUGAGAGCAGGGCUGACGCGCACCCGAACCGACGCAGACGGCGGGGAAGAAGACGGGCACAAUUUGUCGCCCGCCUAAACCCCUAG
Messenger RNA from Cydia fagiglandana, 741 nucleotides. RefSeq lists its product as uncharacterized. NCBI's taxonomy places the organism in Eukaryota, Metazoa, Arthropoda, Insecta, Lepidoptera, Tortricidae. The transcript is spliced from 4 exons. Bases 1 to 741 code for a protein of 246 amino acids. The record is from RefSeq and is a predicted model, not a curated record.